UCAAGUUUGAGUUGAUUAUAUAGUAAUAUUGUUAGCUAGAAAAUGUCUAGAAGGAAUAACUUUAAUAAUGGAAUGGCGCCAUCGAGUAUAUUGUAUGUUGGGCUUAUUCCAUUUGAUUGGGAUGAAAACAUUUUGAAAUCCGUAGUAAGCGGUUCAGGAAGAAUAGUUGAUGUAAGACUUGGAUUCGAUUAUGCUGGAAAAAACAAGGGGUUCUGUUUCAUUGAGUAUGAGUCCCCUCAAGAAGCUCAAAAAGCCAUGAAUUCAUUAAGUCAAAUCAAGAUAGCUGCGCCAAAUGGACGAGGACAAGUUAAGAAAUUAAGAGUUGAAUUAUCAAAAGAAGGAUUUAGAGCCAAUAAUAAUGAGCCAAAACAAGUAAUGGACCUUGACCACCGAUACUUACCGGCCUACGUCCAAUUACCCCCAGAAUUAGCUGGAAAUAACACUCCUAUGAACAGUCAUAUGAAUAUGAAUAUGAAUAUGAACAUGAACAUGAAUGUGAACAUGAAUACAAAUAACCAAUUCACACAAUCACCAAGCUUGAACACACCAAGAGUAGUCGAUAAUCCAAUAUCUCAAAAACAUUUACAAGCCACUAAGAAUUUACCACAAGUCGCCCAAUUACCAUUUACAACUCCAGAUAAGAUAAACGAAACUUUAAGUCAAAUACCGCCUCCUCAGUUAAUCGAAUUGAUUGCCAACUUGAAGAACAUCUUAAAUGGUCCAAAUGCAUCGAGAGCUGGUGAUGUUUUCCAGUUGUCUCCACAGUUGGCUACCACUGCUGCGCAAGCAUUAUUGUUAAUGGGAUUCAUCGAUUCCGAUGUUAUUACUGAAUCAAUGAAAUCUGCCUCGAGUACUCCACCCCAACCAUCCGUCUACGGUCAGCCAUUACCUCCACCUCAAAACUCUCCACCCAUCAAUUCAAAUAAUGGUAUAAAUAAUCCAAAUUGGGCUCAUUUCCCUCCUCAAACAAGGGCAAAAUUAGCCAAUUUACCUUCUGAUCAAGCAGACGCCAUCGUGCAAGUCUUAUCAUUACCAGCAGAUCAAAUAAGCUCAUUACCUGCUCAAUCUCAAUCCAUGGUCACUGACCUUAGAGCACAAUAUCUUUAA
Hyphopichia burtonii NRRL Y-1933 is the source of this 1107-nucleotide messenger RNA. Its product is annotated as cleavage polyadenylation factor subunit. Lineage: Eukaryota; Fungi; Ascomycota; Pichiomycetes; Serinales; Debaryomycetaceae. The transcript is spliced from 2 exons. Gene Ontology annotation, cellular component: mRNA cleavage and polyadenylation specificity factor complex. Gene Ontology annotation, molecular function: mRNA binding. The record is from RefSeq and is a predicted model, not a curated record. The coding region runs from base 43 to 1107 and encodes 354 amino acids.